Molecule: messenger RNA, 2998 nt
Organism: Chiroxiphia lanceolata (lance-tailed manakin)
Lineage: Eukaryota; Metazoa; Chordata; Aves; Passeriformes; Pipridae
Product: carbonic anhydrase 3-like
Exons: 7
Coding region: 62-850 (262 amino acids)
Cellular component (GO): cytoplasm
Molecular function (GO): zinc ion binding; carbonate dehydratase activity
Source: RefSeq, a predicted model, not a curated record
GGACCACCGCGCCAGCGGAGUCGCAGCGGAGGGAGCGGGACGAGGCGCGGGUAGCGGCACCAUGGCCCAGUCUGUGUGGGGCUACGACAGCGACAAUGGACCCGAGCGCUGGCACGAAAACUACCCCCUUGCCAAGGGAGACAAGCAGUCGCCCAUUGAGAUCAACAGCAAGGACGUGCAGCACGACAGCUCUCUUCCCACUUGGCAUGCGAGUUAUGAUCCCGGGGCAGCGAAAACCAUCCUGAACAACGGGCGCACCUGCCGCGUCGUCUUCGACGACACUUUUGAUCGAUCAGUGCUGAGAGGGGGCCCGCUCACCGGCGCCUACAGGCUGCGGCAGCUGCACUUGCACUGGGGUUCCUCUGAUGACCACGGCUCUGAGCAUGUUAUAGAUGGGGUGAAAUAUGCAGCAGAGUUACAUAUGGUGCACUGGAAUCCAAAACAUGGUAAUUUUGCUGGAGCUUUGAAACAACCUGAUGGUGUGGCUGUUGUGGGCAUUUUUCUGAAAGUUGGAAAAACUCCCAAACCAGAGAUGAAGAGAAUUCUUGAAGAAAUUGAUAACAUUAAGACUAAGGGGAAAGAGGCUCCUUUUCAGCAUUUUGAUCCUUCAAUUCUUUUCCCCAAAUCUCGGGACUACUGGACCUACCACGGUUCAUUCACUACACCCCCCUGUGAGGAGUGUAUCACUUGGAUUCUCCUGAGGGAGCCAAUUGAAGUCAGCUCAGAUCAGAUGGCAAAGCUCCGUAGCCUUUCCAAGAAUGGUGAGAAUGAACCGGUGAACCCACUUGUUGAUAACUGGCGUCCACCUCAGCCUGUGAAGGGGAGAAUAGUGAGAGCCUCGUUCAAGUGAAGUCUCAAGUCUCGCUCUGCUGAACCUGAGUGAGAAAAUCCCUGCAUCACAACGUAUAGUUAGUUUUUGCUGUCUACUGCUUUUCCUCUGGAUCCAGGUCUGUGUUUCUCAGCUUGAAAUUCUGAGUGGCAAACUGAAUCUGAUUUUGGAAACAGAAAAAAUACUGUAUGCAAAUACUAAGCUUAAUGAGGAAUUGUGAGAUAUAAUGAUUCUUGAUCACAAAGCCUCAGCAUUUAUGAUAGUGUCACUUCUCUGCCAUGUGGUCUUGGAAGAAAAAUGGGCUCAGUUUCAACAUGUAAAAGUCAUUUCAAAGAAAAUAUAGUAAAGGCAGAAAAAUGAACCAAUAGCUCAGGAAAGCAGGAGAUGGACAGGAGGCAAAUUGUCUAUUCCUACAGAGUCUCUAGUGAUCUUCCUCAGAUAUCCCACCAACAGUGUUGACAACCAAAGAAUAAGUAACCCUUUAACAUGCCAGAUUUUCCCUUCCCUCUCUUGUUCAUAGUUUGUUAUCCAACACUGGAUUAGUAUUCUGGGGAUAUAAUCAGGCAUACUCAACUUCUGUGUGUGAAGAAAAAAAAGAUAUCUUGCUGUUAUUUCAGCAUUUGCUAUCUUUGCCAUGUCCUGCUGCUGCCAUUGUUGAUCUUUUCUUCUUUCACUGCUGCUGCUACUUCACCCAUCCAGUGUAGAAUCCUGCUGGUAUCAUGUCACCUUGUAUUCAGUACAGCAGCUUUAGUAUUGCUGAGUGGGAACUACCUUUUUUCUCCUGCUCUAUGUUACUUAUGUCACCCCGCAGAAUGAUGAAUUUUUAGUUUUGACGCUCUGCCUGCUUUUUAUUUUUGACAUCUUAGCCUGCAUAGCAAUGGUUUUAGCUGUGAGGAAUUUUGUUUCAUAUGGAAAGUAUCUUUGUGAAUGAUUCAUGUGUGUCACUUGUCAUUCCCACUACUGAAAAAUCCAGGUUAAGUCACCUAAGAGUUUUUUGAUUGUGACUCUGUGUAUUUGGAGACUAUAAGUGGACUCUGUUUGGCCCUGUUCCUUUCUGAGGAGACACAUCAGCUUGCACAUAUGAUCCAAGCAAGGAAUCACUGGUACACAGAAACUUCAAUCAAUUAACCUCCCCUGUCCUUCAUCAUACAAACUUUAUCAUUUCAGUGUAACACAAGUAGGUUGAAUCACAUCUAGGUUGAACCCACAUGUGAGUAAAGAUCUGCUACAUUAUAUUCACCAUCAGUGUGAUUGUUCCGUAUUAUACAUACAGGAGAUUGGGUGGUCAAAGAUAUUGAGUAAAUCCUCCUACAAAGGAAGCUUCUGGGUUCUCUGUGUUCCUCUAACUCAUCAGUAGGUAACAGUGGGCAUUCUUCUAGAUGUUGCCACAAACAUGUUCGCAGCAAUAUUUAUAAGGGAUAUGUCAAAGUCUGAAAAAAAGCAGGUUACAAAUGGCUCCUUAACUGUUUCAUUUUCCAUCUUUACUAGAAAAAUGUUGCUCCAACAGGGAAGUUAUGAAUGGGAAGCAUUGAAGAAAUUCUGCCAUUGUCAACAGCACAAUUCAGUGAGAAUUCAGAAAUGAAACUGAGGGCAGAGUUUGAUCCUUUGUAUUCAUUUAGAAAUGGUCUAAGAAUUGUUGAAGUUCCAUUGAAAGUAAAUAUUUCAGUUUAUUAGGAGUGUAUUUUGCUUAGUAUAAAGCAGUUUCUUUUUAAAAACUAAGUUCCUGUCAGCAGAAGCUAAAGUAUUGAUUGAAUCUUGUUUACAAAUGUUUUGGCAUUGGCUUAAUCUUGCCAGAAGAUCAGCUUUUCAUAUUAUGAGUGCAGCAUUUCCAAAAGUAUUGAUUUUAAGAGUCCCUUAGAUUUUCUUUCCACUCUUGAAUCUGUACAUCAUCUCAACACAUAAAAAUGUUACUACAGAAAGCUCAUAAGCAACAUUUUUUUCUACUGUACUAUGUCUUACAUAUAAAAUUUCUGCUCGUAUCCACAUGCAGUUGAUCUUGGUGAUAAGAAAAUUUUAACACAAAUUACUGAGACAAGAGUUUGAGUCUUUCUACCUGAAAGACAUUGACUGUGAUGUUUAAAUCUCUCUUUAUUGGGGCAAUAAAACAAGAUUAGUUUCCUGCACUUGACAUAACUGCUUUUAUGUCUUCAAAGAACCAAUAAAUUGACU